AUGAACACUACUUCGGAUUCCAACCUCAGGCAAGUCCGUGACGGUGGCCAGCCGCUGUUGGUCAUGGCGGCGCUUCUCGCCGUGGUGGUCAUUGUGACUGAUGGUUCUCCUUUCCGCACAGAGCUCUUGACACCGUGGAUGUCGGCUACACUGAUCGACUUCUAUGUCAACGUGGUGGCUCUUUCUGUGUGGGUUGCCUAUAAGGAAACAAGCUGGUUUAGUGCAUCCACGUGGAUAGUUCUAUUGAUAUGUUUUGGCAGUGCGACUACUUGUGCCUACAUCGCAGUACAGCUGUUUGAACUUAGUUCCCAAGAUCCAGCCUACCUAGUCUUGUUGAGACGCAAGACCUCCUCUUCUCUCAGUUCAAUUUGA
This is a messenger RNA of Linum trigynum, 372 nucleotides long. The record is from the annotation of a GenBank genome assembly. Lineage: Eukaryota; Viridiplantae; Streptophyta; Magnoliopsida; Malpighiales; Linaceae.